AUGUCGAGCCAGGAAGCAGGUCAUCGAAUAUCUCUAGCCCAGACCUCACGGUCCACUACUCCACGAUCGUCCAAGGAAGAGUCGGAAGUUGAAGCACAGCGACAACCUCAAGGUGGCACUCCAGAAAACGAAGAGAAACUCGCGCCGGCGGCGACGAACAAGACCAUCGACUUUGUCCCAAAUGACCCAGAAAACCCUUUCAAUUGGGACAUCUCAAAGAAAUACCGAGCAUGUAUACUUGCAUGUGCCAUGACUUUCAUUGUCCAGAUCAACGGUACAAUGAUGACAAGUGCAGCCGAGCAGAUCAAUGAGAGUUUCCAUGUCAGCGACGAAGUGUUUCCGCACUCAUAUUGGCCUGUGUUGAGUUGGAACCUUGGCGGUGCAGCAGCACCCCUGGUGGGUCUUCCCUUGAUGGAAGCAUUUGGUGUACGCUGGACUUACUUGGCCAUCUACGCUGUGUUGAUUAUCUUCAUCAUCCCACAAGCUGUAGCUCAAAACUUUGCUACUCUGAUCGUAGUCAGAAUCAUCACUGGUUCGUGUACAGCCACACUAGCGAACAUUACCUCUGGUAUUGUAAGCGAUAUCUGGUACGCCGGUUUGACGAAGAGCUUCUUCACAUCGAUGUACAUUUUUGCGCUCCUUUCCGGACUCAGCAUGGGUCCUGUCUUCGGCAGUCUCGUCGUCCAAUACACCACCUGGCGAUGGAUAUUCAUAGGCCAGAUCAUCUUCUACGCGGCCCUUCUGCCUAUCCUCUUCUUCGCACUCCCCGAAGUCCGUCCAGACGUCAUCCUUCACCAACGCGCCGCCAAGAUCCGCGCAGAAACCGGCCUUGCCGUGCAUACCGCGCAGGAAAAGACAAAAACCAGUCUCAACGACAUUCUCACUGAGACCCUCAUCCGGCCCACCCGACUUCUAUUCACCGAGGGCGUGCUCAUCAGCUUGGGCAUGUGGUCUGCCUUCGUCAUCGGCAUUGCGUUCAUGUUCACGCAGAGUAUUAUGCAGGUCUACCAGGGUCUGUACGGGUGGACGUUUUUCGGCACGGGUAUGGUACAGAGUGCGAUUGUGGUGGGAGAAUUGGUGGGCGUGUUCGCACAAUUGGUCCAAGACAGAGUAUAUUUUGCGAGUGCAAAGCGCAACACUGAAGACCCUGGCAACCCCCUACCGGAAGCAAGGCUGUAUCUCAGCAUUCCAGCAUCGUUUGUUGGACUCACUGGCGGGUUGUUCUUCUUCGCUUGGUCAAGUUUUCCAGAUAUACCAUGGAUUGUGCCAUCAAUCGCGCUAGGCUUCGUCGGAUUCGGCAUGUUUCUAUGUACAGUUGCGUUGACGACGUACAUUGUUGAUGCGUAUGCGAAGUACGCGGCAAGCGCGGUUGCAGGAGUGGCCUUUCUGGAGAAUUUUAUGGCUGCAUUCUUGCCACUGGCGACGCAGAGCAUGUACCGCACACUGGGUUUCAAUUGGGCGAGUAGCUUGUUAGGUUUCAUCGCGUUGGUGCUGAGUUGCAUUCCUGUCGUGUUGAUCAGGUAUGGCAGAAAGCUUAGGGAGAGGAGUCCGUUUAUGGAGGUUGCUGGUCACAACAAAUAG
Molecule: messenger RNA, 1581 nt
Organism: Ascochyta rabiei
Lineage: Eukaryota; Fungi; Ascomycota; Dothideomycetes; Pleosporales; Didymellaceae
Exons: 2
Coding region: 1-1581 (526 amino acids)
Biological process (GO): transmembrane transport
Molecular function (GO): transmembrane transporter activity
Source: RefSeq, a predicted model, not a curated record